AUGUUCAAACUUUGUGAAAAUAAUACCGACUUAGCAUCAGCUCUAAAACUUCGAGAUACCGUUGGUCGGCCUAGAGUAGAAGAAAACCAAUCCCGUUUACUUGGAAUCAUAAAGGAUAUUGCAGUUUGUGGUGCAGCUGAUGAUCGACGUCGCACUGAAACUAUAAGGUGCCGCAAAAUAUUGAACGAUUUACAAGCCAAACUUUGUAAACAGGGAUAUAGUAUCAGUCGAUUAGGCUUAUACUUGAGACUUCUUCCCAGACAAGUCAAUACAAAGGAAGGAAAGAGACACGUCGUAACUGUUUCUGUUAAACUAUGCAAACCAGAUUCUACGCUACAUUUGAAACAUCAAGAUGGCACAUUCUGUACUGCUGCGAUAACAAACCUUGAAUCUUUAGCUUCAAUUUUGGUCCCUGAUCAAGUUUUCUUUUUAUCAAUUGAUGACAAAGCACGCGGGCCUUUAGGUAUUACAGCAGCAAAUGCUCAAGCACCAAUAUUAAUGCACCCUUAUUAUCGUGUAAAAUUACCGGAUCAUGAUUUCGUGGUACCUCUGUUUAUGCAGGUAUUGUAA
Psylliodes chrysocephalus is the source of this 570-nucleotide messenger RNA. The record is from the annotation of a GenBank genome assembly. NCBI's taxonomy places the organism in Eukaryota, Metazoa, Arthropoda, Insecta, Coleoptera, Chrysomelidae.